GCGGCGCAGGGCAAGAUGGCUGCUGAGAAACAGGUACCUGGGAGCGGCGGUGGUGGUGGCGGCAGCAGCGGGAGCGGCGGUGGACGCGGUGCUGGUGGAGAGGAAAAUAAAGAAAACGAACGGCCUUCAGCCGGGUCAAAGGCAAACAAAGAAUUCGGGGAUAGCCUGAGUUUGGAGAUUCUCCAGAUUAUUAAGGACUCUCAGCAGCAGCAUGGUUUACGGCACGGAGAUUUUCAGAGGUACAGGGGCUACUGUUCCCGUAGACAAAGACGUCUCCGCAAAACACUCAACUUCAAGAUGGGGAAUAGACACAAAUUCACAGGGAAGAAAGUAACUGAGGACCUUCUGACUGAUAACAGAUACCUGCUGUUGGUUCUGAUGGAUGCCGAGAGAGCCUGGGGCUAUGCCAUGCAGCUCAAACAGGAAGCCAAUACCGAGCCCCGGAAACGGUUUCACUUGUUGUCUCGUCUCCGCAAAGCCGUGAAGCAUGCGGAGGAACUGGAACGCUUGUGUGAGAGCAGUCGGGUGGAUGCCAAGACCAAGCUGGAGGCUCAGGCUUACACAGCUUACCUCGCAGGAAUGCUGCGUUUUGAACAUCAGGAAUGGAAAGCUGCUAUUGAGGCUUUUAACAAAUGCAAAACCAUCUAUGAGAAGCUGGCCAGCGCGUUCACCGAAGAGCAGGCUGUGCUGUACAAUCAGCGUGUGGAGGAGAUUUCACCCAACAUCCGCUACUGUGCUUACAACAUCGGGGACCAGUCAGCCAUCAGUGAACUAAUGCAGAUGAGACUGAGAUCCGGAGGUACUGAGGGUCUGCUCGCGGAAAAAUUGGAGGCGCUUAUCUCUCAGACUCGAGCCAAACAGGCAGCUACCAUGAGCGAAGUGGCGUGGAGAGGGAGAACGGUCCCAGUGAAGAUCGACAAAGUGCGGAUCUUCUUGCUGGGGCUGGCUGACAACGAAGCAGCCAUCACCCAGGCUGAGAGCGAAGAGACGAAGGAGCGGCUGUUCGAGUCCAUGCUCAGCGAGUGCCGGGACGCCAUCCAGGCUGUUCGAGAGGAGCUCGAGCCAGAUCAGAAACAGAGAGAUUACACUGUUGAAGGGGAGUCGGGGAAGGUGUCUAAUCUGCAGUACCUGCAUAGCUACCUGACUUACAUCAAGCUGUCGACAGCAAUCAAGCGGAAUGAGAACAUGGCCAAAGGGCUGCAGAAGGCCCUGCUGCAGCAGCAGCCGGAGGACGACAGCAAGCGUCCCCCCCGGCCCCAGGACCUGAUCCGACUCUAUGACAUCAUUCUACAGAAUCUGGUGGAAUUGCUCCAGCUUCCUGGCUUAGGGGAGGAUAGAGCCUUCCAUAAAGAGAUAGGCCUGAAGACCCUGGUGUACAAGGCUUACAGGUGUUUCUUCAUCGCACAUUCCUACGUGUUGGUGAAGAAGUGGAGCGAAGCCCUUGUCCUGUACGACAGAGUCCUGAAAUAUGCAAAUGAAGUCAACUCUGAUGCUGAGGCCUCCAAGAACAGCCUAAAGGACCUGCCGGAUGUGCAAGAGCUCAUUGCUCAGGUGAGGUCGGAAAAGUGCUCUCUGCAGGCGGCGGCCAUCCUCGAUACAAGUGACUCCCACCAGACAGAGACGUCCUCCCAAGUCAAGGACAAUAAGCCUCUGGUUGAACGGUUUGAGACAUUCUGCCUGGACCCUUCUCUCGUCACCAAGCAAGCCAACCUUGUGCACUUCCCGCCGGGAUUCCAGCCCAUCCCUUGCAAGCCUCUGUUUUUUGACCUGGCCCUCAACCAUGUGGCUUUCCCACCCCUUGAGGACAAGUUGGAGCAGAAGACCAAGAGUGGCCUCACUGGAUAUAUCAAGGGCAUCUUUGGUUUCAGGAGCUAACCAGGCUCUUCCUUGGGGGCGGGGGGAGAGCCUGACUUUUAAUCUGUGUUGUGAGGAAAUCCCAGCAAGUUCCAUGAUAUUAAAUCCAGGUCCGCAUUGGCCCAGGGCGGGAGCUUGACGUCCUCAGCCCUGUGUUCUACAUCUCGUGUGUUUGUGCACUUGCAUCCUUACCCCUGUGCAGGAGGGCGCCUUCCUGUAAAUGUGUGCAGGUUCACUCUGUCUCCCGCACCACCUGGGGAGGGUCACUGCCAUCUGAUCCCGUGUGAGCCGUGACUCCCUUUGGUCAGUAACACAUUCAGGGGGAGUCCACACCAUCUCCAGUGGGCCCUGAAGCUGUGCUUCAUCGGUACCGUGGAUUUGACAUUGGCUUGUCCUUGCUGUGGGCCAGCUGGCGAGCACCAGCACCCUGGAGGAGUUUGUCUGUAGCCAUGAGCAUUGGCCCGUCUCUCCAGAAUUACAGCCGGCCUUACUCCCCUUCACCUCCCAGGGAAAGAAGAGAAGAGAGCUCUAUUUUUAAAAGAACUAUGUUGCACUCAGAAAUGAUUAAACCAAAUCUUAUAUUAAAAGGCAAAGAUGAUGGAGACUCUGUCCAGUUUACAUGACCUCACCCCAUCUCCAGCCCCAGUCCUCUCCUGGGGUGCUGUGUGUGACCCUGUGGGGUCAAGCUUAUCCAGCUUCCAGGCAGUCAGGUUAUUGCUGAGGCCAGGUAAGGCUGUGUUAGAGGCACUGUUUUUACAGAGAGUUCCCAAUCUAAUUUUUAGAUGCCAUUAUAUUUUAAACAAUCUCCUUCCAUAUUCUUUUAUUUUUUUUCCUGAGUCAUUCUUUUUUAUUUCCUUUAUAUCAUCAACAAUAGAAGUGACAAAAGCAAUGUAAGAAAGCAAGGAAUAAAAGUGAUUUAAACUUGA
Messenger RNA from Loxodonta africana (African savanna elephant), 2780 nucleotides. RefSeq names its product signal recognition particle 68 (gene SRP68). The coding region runs from base 16 to 1875 and encodes 619 amino acids. Gene Ontology annotation, molecular function: endoplasmic reticulum signal sequence receptor activity; 7S RNA binding; signal recognition particle binding. NCBI's taxonomy places the organism in Eukaryota, Metazoa, Chordata, Mammalia, Proboscidea, Elephantidae. The transcript has 16 exons. The record is from RefSeq and is a predicted model, not a curated record. Gene Ontology annotation, biological process: SRP-dependent cotranslational protein targeting to membrane. Gene Ontology annotation, cellular component: signal recognition particle, endoplasmic reticulum targeting.